Messenger RNA from Lotus japonicus, 2214 nucleotides. Its product is annotated as BAG-associated GRAM protein 1. The record is from RefSeq and is a predicted model, not a curated record. NCBI's taxonomy places the organism in Eukaryota, Viridiplantae, Streptophyta, Magnoliopsida, Fabales, Fabaceae. The coding region runs from base 581 to 1999 and encodes 472 amino acids. The transcript has 18 exons.
AUUGCGAAAAGCCAAAGACGAGUGCGGUUGUCUCCGCCAACGGUCCAAGUUUGACUCCCUCGUUCUCUCCCCCUUCAUAUAAUUCAACUUCCCUCUCUUCUUCUUCGAUUCCCAUUCCACAUUUUCCACAUUCUCUCUCUUUUUUUCAUGGCCUCACCUUCAGAUUCUCUAAACCCUAGAACUUCUUCAACGCUCGAUUUCAAUUUCAAUUUCGAUUUCGCUUCUUGAUCGGCGAUCAUGUCCGUUACCAUGGAUUUCGCCCUUCUCGGUUUCCUCUUCCCUUCGCUCUGGGAGAUCCAAGUCGCCCUCGCCGCCGCUCUCUUCGCCAUCCUCGCCUACCGCUUCUUCACCUUCAGAACCGCUGACUCCUCCGCCGAUCGCUCGCUUUCCGACCAUUCCGCCGACGACGACAAGUUCUGCACUUAUUUUGUAGAUCGGCUUGAAAGGAGAUUCUGCCAGUUCGGGGUAUUUGAUCAAGUUGGAACUAUUGGCUGCGAAGAAUCUUGUUGCUGCUAACUUAAAUGGCACGUCGGACCCUUAUGUUAUCAUCACAUGUGGGAAUGAAAAGCGAUUCAGUUCCAUGGUCCCUGGUUCAAGAAAUCCUAUGUGGGGUGAGGAGUUCAAUUUCUCCGUUGAUGAACUUCCUGUCCAGAUCAAUGUCACAAUUUAUGAUUGGGAUAUAAUUUGGAAAAGUGCUGUUCUUGGUUCUGUGACUGUUCCGGUUGAAAGUGAAGGCCAAACUGGCGCUGUAUGGCAUGCUUUGGAUAGCUCAUCAGGGCAGGUUUGCCUUCAUAUAAAAACAAGAAAACACUCUUCGGAUUCUUCCAGAAUGAAUGGUUAUGGUGGAGCCAACACUCGAAGAAGAAUGCCCUUGGAAAAACAGGGGCCCACUGUAGUUUAUCAAAAGCCAGGGCUUCUUCAAACAAUAUUUGAUCUUCUUCCAGAUGAGGUUGUCGAGCAUAGUUAUUCAUGUGCACUUGAGAGGUCAUUCUUGUAUCAUGGUCGAAUGUAUGUCUCUGCAUGGCACAUUUGUUUCCAUUCCAAUGUGUUCUCAAAGCAAAUGAAGGUGGUUAUUCCAUUUGAAGAUAUAGAUGAGAUUCGAAGGAGUCAACAUGCAUUUAUUAAUCCUGCUAUAACAAUUAUUCUUCGUAUGGGUGCUGGUGGACAUGGUGUCCCUCCUCUAGGAAGUCCUGAUGGUAGAGUCAGAUAUAAAUUUGCAUCAUUUUGGAACAGAAAUCAUGCCUUCAGAAACCUACAGCGUGCAGCAAAGAAUUUCCAUGAAAUGUUGGAAGCUGAGAAGAAGGAAAAUGCUGAAUCAGAACUACGUGCACAUAGCAGUUCUGUCAAACGAAGUAAGAUACCAGAUAGGGUUCCUCAAGCUAGCUUGCCAAAAACUGGAAAACAUCAGCCUUUUACCAAAGAAGAGGCUUUAGUUGGUAUAUACAAUGAUGUUUUUCCCUGCACAGCUGAGCAGUUUUUUAACUUAUUAUUAAAUGAUGGUUCAAAAUUUACUGGCAAGUAUCGUUCAGUACGAAAAGAUACUAAUCUUGUGAUGGGACAGUGGCAUACAGCAGAUGAAUAUGAUGGUCAAGUCCGAGAGAUAACCUUCAGAUCCCUAUGUAACAGCCCCAUGUGCCCUCCGGACACAGCCAUGACUGAGUUUCAACAUCAUGUCCUAUCACCAGACAAGAAAAACCUGGUGUUUGAGACUGUGCAGCAGGCCCAUGAUGUUCCAUUUGGGUCGUAUUUUGAGGUACAUUGUAAAUGGAGUUUGGAGACAACUAAUGAAAGUUCAUGUACACUGGACAUUAAAGUGGGUGCACAUUUCAAGAAGUGGUGUGUGAUGCAAGGAAAAAUAAAGUCAGGGGCAGUCAAUGAGUACAAGAAAGAAGUUGAUGUGAUGUUAGAUGUUGCUCGUUCAUAUAUCAAGUCUCAUGCUUCUGGUGAUGAGGACGAUAAGGCCUCUUCGUCUCCUGCAGUGGCAGCUCUGGAAAAUUAAUAUUCCUUUAAACCUCACUAUAGGAUUUAAUUUAUCUGUACAAUAUUGUAAUUUCCUUUUUCUUUUGUUUUUUAAUUCUUGUAAGGCAGUGCAGAAAUAUAUGUAUAUUUUUUACAGCAAUAGGUUGUGUCUCAAUUGGCAACUUUCACCUUGCCAUGGUGUUUCAAUGGUUGUUCUUGAAACGAGUGUGAUAAAUGAAAAUUUCUUUGUUUCAA